AUGCCGGAGGCUACGGAGAGACUAGCUUUGUGGAACGGCGUCAUUUUCUUGAGUGGCAGAGAUGGAGAGCACUUCAUGGCCAUCACAUUCACGCUGAUUGAUGCUCUCCAAACUCUAGGCAAGUCUGAAAUAAGAAGGGAAGGGUCAGUCAUACUCAUCAGACCCGAGCCGCAUCGCUCAUACCUCAGUAAAGUGCUUUCUGAUGUGCAGCUGCCCAAGAUUAGCAGAUUGAGUUUAAAGCUGAAAGUGAAGGGAAAACAGCAGCAGUGCAGUAGCGCGCGGCUCAGCAGAGCUUCAGCAUUUGCAAGCUUAUCUGCGAGAGAGCGAUUCACCAUCAAACUGGCUGAUCAGGAGAGUUGGGAAUGCUGGGAUCAGUUGAUCCAACUUCAGCUCAGCAGCUCUGGAGACUUUCUGCCCUGUGACUCCCAGCGGGUCGAGAUGCCACGUAAAGACAUGGAGGUAAUCAUGGGGCAAAUGGUGGUUUUGGAGGCCUGGUACACCCCAACCACCUCCAUUGACAAGAACACCGUCAUCUGGAGCUUUAUGGCCAAUGACUCCAAACAGGUCAUUUCCUACUCGUCAGGGCAGAUCGGCAUUGGUAGCCCUGACUUUCGUAAGCGGGUGGGUUUUGCCAUGUCCAUGCCCUCCGCCAAUUUGUCCAUCUUUAUCAACAACACGCAGGAGUCAGACUCGGGUCGUUACCUCUGUAACGUCAUCAUUCCUGGAGCUGCAGGCCUCACCGGAGAGCUACGCCUCAAUGUCAAAGUUCCUCCAUCUACACCCGUCUGCUCUAUGACUGGAAAUCCUGUCCUGAGUGGAAACGUAACGCUGAGCUGUAAAUCGGGCUAUGGCAAACCUGUUCCUCAGUACAAAUGGACCAAAGCUGCUCCUCUUUCUGAGGUCUUCUUCUCUCCAAUGCAAAAUGAGAGGCAAGGCACCCUUCGACUUAGCAACCUCACCAAAAGCAUGUCCGGCAAGUAUGUUUGUCGUGCCAGUAACACAGCUGGAACAGACAGCUGCCAUAUCAAUCUAGAGGUCUCCACACCUAAUAAUGCCUGGGUCAUUGCCGGGGCCACGGUGGGAUCAGUGGUGGGUCUGAUGGCUCUGGUCUUAUUCCUGAUUUUUAUCCUGAGGAGAAACCGGGACACUGAGGAGGAGAUGGCCAAUGAUAUCAAGGAAGAUGCCCAGGCACCAAAACGUGUCUCCUGGGCAAAAAGUGGCACAGGCUCAGACAUCAUUUCAAAGAAUGGCACACUGUCCUCCAUAGCCACCAGCCCUCCUGUACGGGACCCUAAUCAUCCUCUGCAAAAUAAUCAUUACCCAUUCCCCCCUGGUGCUUCGGAUACAGCCUCCAUUCUCACCACCUCUGGCAGUACAACCACCUACCGCCUCCGUCCAGGGGAGCCCAACCCAUUGCACGGCUUGCCUGGAUAUAAUGCCAGCAGCACACCAAAUCACACACACCGCCACCAUCACCACCACCACCGCCAUCACAGUCCUGGAGGAAUCAACCCCAACGGUUCCUCAUCAAUAAGAACUGAGGGGCCACAGCCACAGGCUCCGCGCCCCCUCAACAUGCCUAUAAACAAUGCUACUCUGUCCCGCAUGGGAGCUGUGCCAGUCAUGGUGCCCACCCAAAACCAUGCCGGGUCACUUGUGUAGCGUCCCUCGAAUAAAACAAUGUGCUAAAGACUAUAUAUCCUUUCAGAAAGGGUUUUGACAGGGAAAGUCAGGUUAGGUUAGAUCGUAAUCAGUCAAAACAUGU
Messenger RNA from Danio aesculapii, 1765 nucleotides. RefSeq names its product endothelial cell adhesion molecule b (gene esamb). The coding region runs from base 1 to 1662 and encodes 553 amino acids. Gene Ontology annotation, cellular component: adherens junction; plasma membrane. The record is from RefSeq and is a predicted model, not a curated record. Gene Ontology annotation, molecular function: cell-cell adhesion mediator activity. Gene Ontology annotation, biological process: homophilic cell-cell adhesion. NCBI's taxonomy places the organism in Eukaryota, Metazoa, Chordata, Actinopteri, Cypriniformes, Danionidae. The transcript is spliced from 9 exons.